This is a messenger RNA of Manduca sexta (tobacco hornworm), 2780 nucleotides long. RefSeq names its product STE20/SPS1-related proline-alanine-rich protein kinase (gene fray). The transcript has 3 exons. Gene Ontology annotation, biological process: protein phosphorylation. The coding region runs from base 698 to 2170 and encodes 490 amino acids. NCBI's taxonomy places the organism in Eukaryota, Metazoa, Arthropoda, Insecta, Lepidoptera, Sphingidae. The record is from RefSeq and is a predicted model, not a curated record. Gene Ontology annotation, molecular function: protein serine/threonine kinase activity; ATP binding.
UUCUUCGCUUGGCAACACUGGCCUUCGGGAACCACAGAGUACACAAUCGCUAGUGAACAUCAAUUUUGUGCUAUUUUUGUAUUAAAAAUUCCAUUUUGUGCCGUCGUAAAAACAUUUAUAACAGACACGAUAAGACAUAUACGCCUGAUAAACGGAUAUAUAGUACCUUGUGAAACUAACGUUGGUCGAGUCCAACAGAAAUAUUGAAUAAAACGAAUGUGGUAGUGUAUCCGCCGCAGAUCUACGAACUGACACGGCUCUCUCAUGUGACCGACUUGGAGGAACUGAUCAAGUUGGCCAAGGAGAAAAGCAUCCACGGCGACCCGUGUAUAUAUCCUGUUGUUGUUCCCGCUAAGGAUGGCAUGGUUCAUUUAUUGCCAGGCGAUGACUUAUAUCCAGAAACUGUAGAUUUUAAUGACAAUAAUAAAUUACCUUAUACAGACAAAACAAUAUUAGAAUUAAGAGAAAACUGCGGCACGAUACAUCGGUUGGAGAAACCAAAAGCUAGUAACCAGCCGCCGGUUAUUGUUAUAAAAAAUUACAAAACUAAACACCCUAUCGACAUGGGCGAUACGACCAUGAUACUUAACGAAGUUUAAAACAACCAUAGACACAGCACAUGCCUUACAGUUCGGCCUUACUAGAAGUACAUUAGAUCGGACAUUUUAAUAAUAAAAAGUAAUUUAAAUAAAUAAAUAUGGCGGGGUCGGGACACACGUGGCCGAACAGCCAAGACGACUACGAACUGCUGGAGGUGAUCGGCGUCGGCGCCACUGCCGUCGUGCACGCCGCCUUCUGUCGCCCGCGCGGGGAGAAGUGCGCCAUCAAACGAAUCAACCUCGAGAAAUGGAACACCUCCAUGGACGAACUGCUCAAAGAGAUACAGGCCAUGUCCAGCUGCAAUCACGAGAACGUCGUCACAUACUACACCAGCUUCGUUGUCAAGGAGGAGCUGUGGCUUGUGCUUAGACUUCUCGAAGGUGGCAGUUUGCUGGAUAUCAUUAAGCACAAAAUGAGGAUUUCAAAUUGUAAACACGGCGUGUUCGACGAGGCGACCAUCGCGACUGUCCUCAAAGAGGUAUUGAAGGGUCUCGAAUACUUCCACCAGAAUGGACAGAUACACAGGGAUAUCAAAGCCGGCAAUAUUCUGCUCGGCGACGACGGCACUGUCCAAAUCGCCGAUUUUGGCGUGUCUGCUUGGCUCGCGACCGGACGCGACCUCUCGCGACAGAAGGUGCGCCACACGUUUGUUGGCACGCCGUGCUGGAUGGCGCCCGAAGUUAUGGAACAGAACCAUGGCUAUGACUUCAAGGCCGACAUCUGGUCUUUUGGCAUCACUGCUAUCGAGAUGGCCACCGGCACGGCGCCCUACCACAAGUACCCGCCAAUGAAGGUGCUCAUGCUCACGCUUCAGAACGACCCGCCAACAUUAGAUACAGGCGCGGAAGAGAAAGAUCAGUACAAGGCGUAUGGGAAGACGUUCAGGAAAAUGAUAUCGGAGUGUUUGCAGAAGGACCCCUCAAAACGACCCUCGGCUCCCGAGUUACUCAAACACUCAUUCUUCAAGAAGGCGAAAGAUCGCAAGUAUCUCGUCCAGACGCUCGUGUCGAUCGGUCCGAGUAUGGAGACCCGAGUGUACAAGGCAAGCAAACGGCAGCCGGGCGCGUCCGGGCGGCUACACCGCAUGGAGACCGGCGAGUGGGUGUGGGAGAGCGAGGAGGAGGACGAGGACGACGACGAGGCGGCACGCGACCGCCCCAUGAACACGCUCGAGCGCGCCGAGUCCUCCGACUCGGAGGGCGAGGAGCCGCGGGCCGGCUUCACGAUCGGCUCGCUGGGCACCGGCGAGGCGGCCGAGGCGCCGCAGAUCGACCUCGUGCUGCGCAUGCGGAACGCACGCGACGAGCUCAACGACAUUCGGUUCGAGUUCGCGGCCGGCAAGGACUCCGCGGACGGCAUCGCGACGGAGCUGGUGGGCGCGGGGCUGGUGGAGGCGCGGGACGCGGGCGUGAUCGCGCAGCAGCUGCAGCGGCUGGUGGACGCGCAGCUGUUCCCGGGCGAGACGCCGCCGCCGCGCUCGCUGACGUUCCGGCUGGACUCGGCCGACCCCGCGGCGCCGGCCAACGAGCAGGGCCUGGUGGGCUACGCGCAGAUCUCCAUCGUGGACUGAACUCUGUCGGACGCACUCGGCCCGAUGUGGAAUUACUUUAGUAGUUUACGGUUUGUGCGGCUCCAGUUUCCGCAUCCCGAAGUCUCGCGCGAUGUGCGGAAACCGUCGCAUGGCUCAAAUGGAUACAUGUAUUUUACACUAUGAUAAUGAUUAAGGGUGAAUCUGAAUUUGUAAGAGUAUUUUUUGUGAUCGUAUCGUGUCAAUUUCGCUGCUUUGUUUUUUAAACACUGUAAUCGAUUUAUUUUGUUUUGCUCAUAAUUUUACGUUAUAAAGUUAUAUUGAAUUUUAAAUAUGUAGUUAGAUAAGAAUGUUUGAUAUGGUGCCGGCGGGCCGCCGGGUGCGCCGCGAUACUUAGAUUCCAAAUCAUCCUAAAUUUACAUUUUGUAAUACUAUGACAUAUUUUAUACUAUAUUGUAUGUAAUGUAAGUGCCAUAUAUUAUGAAUGUGUACCGUAAAUAUGAGUUUUACAAUGAAUCCCGUUCGUUGGCGAUCAUUACAGUGUUGAAUUUGAAAUAGCAGGUCUAUGUAGCACCACAAAAUGUUCUUUUUACAUUGUUAUUUGUUUGUUGCUUAUUUUGGAAGUAUUUUUAAUAAUAAAAGAUAAAAUCUA